This is a messenger RNA of Lolium rigidum, 1395 nucleotides long. RefSeq names its product UDP-glycosyltransferase 83A1-like. The record is from RefSeq and is a predicted model, not a curated record. The transcript is spliced from 2 exons. NCBI's taxonomy places the organism in Eukaryota, Viridiplantae, Streptophyta, Magnoliopsida, Poales, Poaceae. The coding region runs from base 1 to 1395 and encodes 464 amino acids. Gene Ontology annotation, molecular function: UDP-glycosyltransferase activity.
AUGGUGUCUCCGCCGCACGCGUUGGUGAUCCCGUACCCGGCGCAGGGCCACGUGAUCCCGCUGCUGGAGGUGGCGCACGCAUUGGCCGACAGGGGUUUCGCCGUCACCUUCGUAAACACUGAGUUCAACCACGCCCGCGUCGUCGCGGCCGGCGCCGGGCUGGAGGACGGUGGCCGGGUCCGGUUUGUGGCGGUGCCGGACGGCAUGGCCCCCGGGGAGGACCGGAACCAGCUGGUGAGGCUCACCAUGCUCAUGGAGGAGUUCAUGGCGCCGCGGGUGGAAGAGCUCGUCCGCACCAGCGGCGAGGGCGGUGGCGCGGGAGGCAAGAUCACGUGCAUGGUGACCGACUACAACGUCGGGUCGUGGGCGCUGCAAGUCGCGCGCAGGACCGGGAUCCGGUCGGCGGCCGUGUGGCCGGCGUCGACCGCCGUCCUGGCGACGCUGCUGGGCUUUAACAAGCUCAUCGAGGAUAAGAUCAUUGAUCCGGCAGACGGGUCUGCACUGGGUGACAAACCUUUUCAGCUGAGCCCCGACAUGCCUCUCAUGCACAGUGCCCACCUCUCAUGGAACUGCAUAGGUGACCACGACCAGCAGGCGGCCCUCUUCCGGUAUCUCGUCGAGGGCGUCCGCGCAAUCGAGCAGUGCGACUUCGUCAUCUGCAACUCCUUCAAAGAUGCAGAACCGGCGGCAUUCUCACUCUUCCCCAAUGUACUACCCGUCGGCCCGCUCCUCACCGGCGAGCGCAGCGGCAAGGCCGUCGGCCACUUCUGGAAGCCCGAGGAUGAGGAGUGCAUGUCCUGGCUUGACACGCAACCGGCGAGAUCCGUCGUGUACGUCGCAUUCGGCAGCUUCACAAUGUUCAACCGGCACCAAUUCGAGGAGCUCGCCCUGGGGCUCGAGCUCUCCGGCCAGGCAUUCUUGUGGGUGGUGCGCCCCGACAUUCUCCAAGGCGGCGCUGAGCACGACUACCCGGAGGGCUUCCUGGACCGCGUGUGUGGUGCCGGUGGCCGAGGCAAGCUGGUUACAUGGUCGCCCCAGCAACGCGUGCUAGCGCACCCGUCAGUGGCAUGCUUCGUGUCGCACUGCGGGUGGAACUCCACCAUGGAGGGCGUCCGUAAUGGCGUGCCAUUCCUUGCCUGGCCCUACUUCGCCGACCAGUUUGUGAACCAGCUCUACAUCUCUGAUAUCUGGAAGGUCGGCCUCAAGGCCAUCGCCGACGAGUCUGGGGUAAUAACGAAGGAGCACAUAGCCGACAGUGUGGAAGAGCUGAUGGGGAAUGCCGACAUGAGGGAGAGGGUGGAGGCCAUGAAGAAGGCGGCGCACGAGAGCAUUCAAGAAGGGGGAUCCUCACAUGGAAACUUUGAUACUUUUGCAGAGGGGAUGAAGAAAGCAUGA